AUGGGUCAACUAAGCGGGCCUUCGUGGCAGUCAACAGGAGAGGAAAUCCGGUGGCGGUCGAAGGACGUCUUGCAUGUCCAUGCAAGAGACGUGUCCGACUCCUUGUUCCUGCACUCGGUACGCUGGUCGAAGAAGGAGAGGGGCGUGGCAGCAGCUCGCGUGCAGGACGUGGGCUUCAAGGAGUCAAAGUCUUCAAAUAGAUGUCCAGUUGAAGAAAUCGUGGCUGCAUGGUCAACCUUGCAUGCAUGCUGGACGUGGCUGCUCCUUCGGUCAAAAUCUUCCCUUUUUGUUGACCGGUUGAACUGCGAGAGAGAAGGGGCUGCAUGGUUCUACUAUGCGCAACGGGAAGGAACUGACACCGCCAUCCUUGAUGACUGGAAGAGGAUGCUAGUCACAAUCAAUGCAGUGGUGGAUGGUGCAGAGGAAAAGCAACUUAGCGGGAAUUGUCUAGUGAAGCCAUGGCUCGAUGAUGUUAGGGACUUGGCCUUUGACAUAGAAGACUUGCUUGAUGAGUUAGACAUCAAAGCCACUCAAGUUAAGUCGGAGGUAGAAUCCAGAACAAGUAGAGGUCAAUGGAAAAGGAAGUUCUUUUCUUUUACACGACUAGGCUCACUCGUGUCUGACACUAAGGUCCAAGAUAUCAAUGGUAGGUUUGAAGCGAUUGUCAAAAGGAGGGAUUAUCUAAGCUUGAGAGACAAUAUUGUGGAUAGAUCCAACUACAGCAACAAAAGGGAUCCCACUAGUUCUCUGCCGGAGCCUCGGUUUGUUGGUAGGGAGAAGGAAGAAAUGGAGAUACUCCAACUAUUGAUCCGUGAGGUCAAAAAUUCUGAUGCCACACUAAGCAUAGUCCCCAUAGUUGGGAUGGGCAGUGUUGGAAAGACGGCCUUGGCUCAGCGGCUAUAUAAUGAUGCCAAAGUGAAUAGUUGUUUCGAGAAGAAAGCAUGGGUUUGUGUGUCAGAUGUUUUUGAUGUCCUUGACAUAACAAAAACUAUUUUGCAGUCGAUCACCAGGUCGUCCGAUGACGACAAAGAUCUUAACAAGCUUCAAGUUAAGUUGAAGGAUAAUCUAGCCGGGAAGAAGUUUCUUGUGGUUUUAGAUGAUAUAUGGAAUGAGAAGUAUGAAAAAUGGAUCGCCCUCUUAAAGCCAUUUGAAGCGGGGGCUAGCGGAAGCAAGAUCAUCAUCACGACUCGCAACCUUAAUGUUGCUUCCAUAACAAGAGCUUCACCAUAUCAUUUGAGGGAAUUGUUCUUUGAUAAUUGUAUAAGCUUAUUGGCAUUUCAUGCUUUUGGAGUAUCAAAUUUUGAGAGCCACCUGGCUUUUAAAAUAAUAGGCAAGAAUAUAGCUGAAAGAUGUAAAGGUUUACCUUUGGCGGCAAAGAUGUUGGGCGGCGUCCUACGUACUAAAAGUAAUCCUGAUGAGUGGGAAGAUACCUUAAAUAACAAAAUGUGGGAUCUUCUAACGGUAGAGAAUGAUGAGGUUCUCCUAGUUUUAAAAUUGAGCUAUGUCCAUCUUCCUUCCUAUUUAAAGAGAUGUUUUGCUUAUUGUGCGGUAUUUCCCAAGGAUUACGAAAUUGAGAGGGAUGAGUUGGUACUCUUAUGGAUAGCAGAGGGACUUUUAGACGGGCAAAAAGCAAAUGAGAAUAUCUUGAAAUUGGGAUGGAAGCACUUUGAUGAGUUAGUAUCCAAGUCAUUUCUUCAACAAUCAAGACUUGAGAAAGGGUCGCAGUUGAAAGAGUUAAAGAACUUGCCACAUCUUGAAGGAGAAUUAUUCAUAUCAGAAUUGCAAAAGGUGGAAAAAGUUAUAGAUGCAGUUGAUGCUAAUUUGCUUCAAAGCUAA
Molecule: messenger RNA, 1836 nt
Organism: Eucalyptus grandis
Lineage: Eukaryota; Viridiplantae; Streptophyta; Magnoliopsida; Myrtales; Myrtaceae
Product: putative disease resistance RPP13-like protein 1
Exons: 3
Coding region: 1-1836 (611 amino acids)
Biological process (GO): defense response to other organism
Molecular function (GO): ADP binding
Source: RefSeq, a predicted model, not a curated record